GUAACAAAUUCACAAUGUUCAAGUUUGUGCUUCUUGCGAUCUGCUUGGGCUAUGCCUACAGCUGCGGGGUUCCAGCUGUGUCCCCCAAACUUUCCAGGGUUGUUGGUGGAGAAGAUGUAGUGCCAAACAGCUGGCCAUGGCAGAUCUCUCUCCAGUAUCAGGGCACCAGUGGAGCUUGGGGACACACCUGUGGUGGCACCCUCAUUUCUGAACAGUGGGUCCUGACUGCUGCCCACUGCAUCAGCUCUGGCCGUGUCUACAGAGUGUUCCUGGGCAAGCACAACCUGAGGGAAGAUGAGGCAGAUUCCAUCGCUAUCGCCCCUGAAAAAAUCAUUGUCCAUGAGAAGUGGAAUUCCUUUUUCAUUCUCAAUGAUAUUGCUCUGAUCAAACUGUCAGAACCUGCUCCUUUGAGUGAAUCAAUCCAACCCGCCUGCAUUCCAGCUAGUGGUGCCCUUCUGGCUAAUGACUUCCCCUGCUUUGUGACUGGAUGGGGACGCCUCUACACCAACGGACCUAUUGCUGACAACUUGCAACAAGCCCUUCUGCCCGUUGUGGACCAUGCAACUUGCACUCAGCGUGACUGGUGGGGAAGCCAGGUUCAGACUACCAUGGUCUGCGCUGGUGGUGAUGGAAUCGUGUCUGGUUGCAAUGGUGAUUCUGGUGGCCCUCUGAACUGCCAGGCAGCAGGUGGAUCUUGGGAAGUCCACGGCAUUGUCAGUUUCGGCUCUGGCCUUAGUUGCAACUAUGAAAAGAAACCAACCGUCUUCACCCGUGUGUCCGCUUACAACGACUGGAUAAACGAGAAAAUUGCAAGCAAUUAAGAACGAUGCCGGUUUCCAGACCUUCCAUCGUAUCCCCCAACACCUGGACGUCUGCUUCGUGAAUCCCUCGUACUUUCUUUAACACCUUGUUUCAUUCCAUGUUUGUAUUUGCCAAUAAAAUGACAGAAGCAAAGAGA
This is a messenger RNA of Xenopus laevis (African clawed frog), 958 nucleotides long. It is a transcript of the gene ctrc.L, whose product is annotated as chymotrypsin C L homeolog. The record is from RefSeq and is marked provisional. Gene Ontology annotation, biological process: proteolysis. Lineage: Eukaryota; Metazoa; Chordata; Amphibia; Anura; Pipidae. Gene Ontology annotation, molecular function: serine-type endopeptidase activity; hydrolase activity; peptidase activity.